CACUGCUGUCAUUCAUUCAAAUAGUGAGUUGGCCGCUGCAUCAAGUUUACUCUUCUGAGGAGCUUCUGGAGCAAAUACUGUGAGAAGAGUGACUCGAUCUGACUGAACCUGUGUGUGUUCAGAGGAAGAGCUCUGCUGACCCGCUGGACUCUGGGCUUCACUGACACCUGCACCAUGAGGAAGGAAUCCUGCUGCAUGUUCACGUCUGGAGUCAUCGGCGCUGUUCUCCUGAUCAUGGGAACCGGACUCUUUGUGUCCGGACUCUUCCAGACCUUGAUCCACAACAAGCUGAAGGGGGAGAUCACGCUGACAGAAGGCAGUAAAAUUUUCGGCACGUGGAAGAAUCCACCGCCUCCGGUCUACAUGGAGUUCUUCAUCUUCAACCUCACCAACCCUGACGAGUUCCUGAAAGGAGAAGCCAAACCUCAUGUUACUACAAUGGGGCCAUACACCUACAGAGAGUACAGGCCCAAACACAACGUGUCAUUUGUGCACAACGGGACGAAGGUUGCUGCUUACACAGCCAAGAUAUUCGUCUUCGAGCCUGAGAAAUCAGUUGGAGACCCAAACGUGGAUCUGGUGACGACGGUGAACAUCCCAGCGGUGGCCGUGAUGAAUCGGAUCAAAGGUGCAGGAUUCUGGGUCUCCUCUGGAUUCUCCAUGUUCAUGGGCUCCAUCGGCACCAAAAUGUCCAUGACACACACGGUGCAGGAGCUGCUCUGGGGCUUCAAAGACCCCUUACUCACCCGACUGAAAACCAUAAAACCAGAAACAGACGAAUACUUCGGUCUCAUGCUGCAUAAAAAUGGCAGUGAUGACGGAGAGUUUGUGUAUCACACCGGAGAGCAGAACUACCUGGACUUCGGCCGCAUUUACACCUGGAAGGGAGAAAAGAUGGUGUCCUUCUGGAAAACCAACCAGAGUAACAUGAUCAACGGCACCGAUGGAAGCUCCUUCCACCCGUUCCUGACCAAAGAAGAGCGGCUCAACGUCUUCACCCCUGACCUCUGCAGGUCCAUCCACAUGCGCUUUGAGAAGGAGGUAGAGCUGAAGGGCAUCCCAGCAUACCGCUUCACGCCGCCCCGGGACACGCUGGCCAGCGGCAAGAACAACCCGGAAAAUGAGGGAUUCUGUGUGACACCAAAUAAAUGCCUGGACGAUGGUGUGCUGGAUGUGUCUGUGUGUCGGAAUGGUGCUCCUGUCGUCGUGUCUUUCCCUCACUUUCAUCUGGGUGAUGAGAAGUAUGCCCAAGCUAUCGACGGCAUUUCUCCGGUGCAUGAGCAUCAUCAGACUUUUCUGGAUCUGAACCCUACUAUGGGAGUGCCUGUUCGUGCCAUGAAACGAGCCCAGUUCAACAUUCAACUCGAGAGAGUUAGCGGCUUUCCGUUGACCAGGAAUCUCAACAACACCAUCUUUCCCAUCUUGUUUCUGAAUGAGUCUGUGGUGAUUGACGACGCUUCAGCGGCGAGGAUUCAGAAGCUGCUGAUGAUCGUGACUCUAGUGUCUCAUUUCCCGCUCAUCCUCAUGUCUCUGGGAGUCAUUCUGGUGCUUGUCUCCAUCAUCCUCGCCAUUCGCUUCUAUCAGAACAAGCCAUCUGCAAAGAAAGACACAUCAUACGCUCCUGUCAGCGCCAAAGUGGACGAUCAAGACAAGAAAAAUGGCACUUAUGUCGGCAUGACGCCUGUGGACAAGUCUUAAGUGGCUGUGUGUGUGUGUCACAGGUGCUUUCACUCUCAGUAGAGCGGUGUGUGUCAGUCGUCAUGAUUCACACUCGUUAGCAGACAAGCAUCUCGAUGAACGACUGAACACACACACUUCAUGGUCACUCUGCAUCCGUUUCAUUUCAUAUUUAUAGACUUUAUGUGACAUUAAAAAAACUGCUGUCAGGGAUAUUUUUAUAGAGUAUCACAGAUCAAAUGUUAAGAAACUCAAUUCGGACCCAAAUGACGCCCACAGCCCUCGCUGUCCACUGAUCACUCUACUGAAAUCAGGCCUAAAUUUAAGAUUUAUGUGUUUGAAUUCCAUCUAAAUUAAACUUAAUGUGAUGCAUAUUUGUCAUUCAUUAUAAGGCCAGAUUUCUAAAUAACUAAUCUGCAUUUAUUAGAUGUAUUACGUUUUCAAAAUGCAUUUAUUCGAAUCGCUUAAAA
This is a messenger RNA of Carassius carassius (crucian carp), 2147 nucleotides long. It is a transcript of the gene scarb2b, whose product is annotated as scavenger receptor class B, member 2b. The record is from RefSeq and is a predicted model, not a curated record. The coding region runs from base 175 to 1698 and encodes 507 amino acids. Gene Ontology annotation, molecular function: scavenger receptor activity. Gene Ontology annotation, cellular component: cytoplasm; lysosome; membrane. NCBI's taxonomy places the organism in Eukaryota, Metazoa, Chordata, Actinopteri, Cypriniformes, Cyprinidae. Gene Ontology annotation, biological process: protein targeting to lysosome; receptor-mediated endocytosis. The transcript has 12 exons.